Messenger RNA from Macrobrachium nipponense, 4952 nucleotides. RefSeq names its product cystathionine gamma-lyase-like (gene Cth). NCBI's taxonomy places the organism in Eukaryota, Metazoa, Arthropoda, Malacostraca, Decapoda, Palaemonidae. Gene Ontology annotation, biological process: transsulfuration. Gene Ontology annotation, molecular function: carbon-sulfur lyase activity; pyridoxal phosphate binding. The coding region runs from base 263 to 1453 and encodes 396 amino acids. The record is from RefSeq and is a predicted model, not a curated record. The transcript is spliced from 9 exons. Gene Ontology annotation, cellular component: cytoplasm.
CGAGAGUAGACCUCAAUAGCGGCCCCGAGACCAGAGACCAGAGACCCGAGUCCCGAGUCAGCACUCAGCAUUCCCCACCUGCUCCUCUUUGGUGUCGGUCACGCUUGAGCGGUGUUGUAUCGUUGUAACAAUUUUGUGACUUACGCUCUACCUAAUAUCCACAGUGCCCAUCCAAAUUAAUCUGUUUUAUACCAUUGUCGAUUGUAAGUGUAUAAAAUCUAUUUACCGAGCAUCGACAACAGCUGUGUACCUGGCAAACAUCAUGGCUGAAGAUCUUGGUUUCUUAAAGAAUGAUGCAACAUUCCCAACUCGAGCCAUUCAUGAUGGCAAUGAACCUGAACAGUGGAAUUCUAUGGCUGUUGUACCACCUAUUUCCAUGGCCACAACUUUCAAACAAGAUGGUCCAGCUCAGUUCAAGAAAUAUGAAUAUGGACGAUCGGGUAACCCAACCAGGGAAUGUCUAGAGAAGUGCUUAGCUUCUCUUGAGAAUGCAAAACACGGUAUGGCCUUUGCCUCAGGAUUAGCAGCAACCACUGCCAUAACACACAUGCUGUCAGCUGGAGAUCACAUUGUGUCAAUGGAUGACCUCUAUGGUGGAACAAACCGAUACUUCCGAUGUGUUGCAUCAAGGAUGGGAAUCGAGGUAUCAUUUGUGGAUGCUGUUGAUGUCAAUAAAGUAAAGGCUGCUAUCAAACCCAAUACCAAAAUGAUUUGGAUUGAAACUCCUACAAAUCCAACCCUCAAGCUUGUUGACAUUGCUUCUGUGACAGCUUUAGCCAAGAACCAUAAGAAUAUUUUCACAGUUGUAGACAACACUUUUAUGUCUUCCUAUUUCCAGCGACCAUUGCAUUUUGGUGCAGACCUUGUUAUGCACUCACUCACCAAGUACAUGAAUGGUCAUUCAGAUGUCAUUAUGGGAGCUGUCUGCACAAAUCGAGAUGAUCUUCAUGAACAACUACGUUUUCUCCAGAAUGCCAUCGGUCCAGUUCCAUCCCCUUUUGAUUGUUACUUAGUUAACAGGGCCUUGAAAACCCUUGCUGUGAGAAUGGAGCAGCAUAUGAAAAAUGGUAUAGCUGUAGCGAAAUUCCUAGAAAAGCAUCCAUGUGUUGAAAAAGUCAUUCACCCAGCACUGCCAUCUCAUCCACAACAUGAGCUUGCUAAGCGACAGUGUUAUGGACAUUCUGGAAUGCUCACUUUCUACAUUAAAGGUAACAGUUUGGAUGCAUCCAAGAAAUUCUUCAAACAACUAAAAGUAUUCACCCUUGCUGAAAGCCUUGGUGGUUUUGAAAGUCUUUGUGAGCUUCCGUCUUUGAUGACUCAUGCAUCUGUGCCAGCAGAAGACAGAGUAAAACUUGGCAUCAGUGAUGGACUUAUUCGUAUUUCUUGUGGCCUUGAAUCCUCGGAAGACCUCAUCAAGGAUUUAGACCAAGCACUAAAUUCCCUAAUCAAUUAGUCGUUUGGAACAUUUAGUAAAGGCCACUGCUGUUUAUCUGGAUUAUUUUUGGAAUCUUAUCAGUGUGGCUUCAAGAAAAGAUAAGCUGGAAUCUGGGUCAUAUUUUUAAGAUAAUUUCUUCACUAAAGCAUUAUAACAAUUUUGAUUUUACCUUUAAAGAGAUAGACAGCUGUAAAUCAUAUAUGACAUAUUUUUGCCUUACAAAUAUUUUAAAUCCAUGCUAUGCAAUGUAUUAGAGUUUCUUGGCAGUAAUGUUCAACAUAGGACAUUUCAUGUUGUAUUUAUGACAAGUAGAAAAUUAUGAUUUAUCUUAUGUAUCUUCCUCAUGUUUUAAUUUACCAUUUUACUGGAUUUGAGAGUUAGCACAUGUUACAGUUUUUAAUGUUUCUUCCCAUUAAUCCAGGUGUUUUAAACUUACUAUUUUUAGUAGGGUGAUGAUGACAAAGAUUCCAAUAGGAAAUUUUUUCGUUUGGUCCCUCAGUUUUAUUCAUUUGAGGUUUGCAUAUUUAACAUGAUAGCAUAACUUUAUGUGCCUAAUUUCUAGUACUGCUCAGCUUGAGCAGUGUUUACUUGACUUUGUUCAGUGCUAAAAGUGUCCAUAUAAUUUUUUAUGCAUUCAUACUGUUAAAUACACUGACUUUAAAUUAUUUUAGAAUUUUAUUUUAGCUUUUUAUCAUUAUUUUUCAUGUCUUGGGAAAGAUGACCCAUGUUCUGUUUCUUUAGGACUAUUUUGUGUUUACGUUUCAUUACUUUAGACUCCUCCAUUGAUCACCAACGAUUUAGGGUAGAUGUACAUUUAGGGUAGAUGUACUUUGUCAACAAAGUAAGCAGAGCUGCUGGAUCCUGGAGCAUGUCUCUUGAAAAAUUUGUAUUAGUGGCUACUCUGCUCCUGCUACAACAUGAGUGAAAAUGAAUCUGUAGUUAAUGUGUUCUUGAAGAUCUCCAGCCGUUCAGCAUUGUACCCAAAGGUUUAGACAUGCAGGGUUCAUGUUUUUUUUGCUUUUUUUUUUGCACCAGACCCACCUACUUUUAUAAAGAUCAUCCAAACUCUGCAUUGUCAGGGGUAACUGGCACUAGCUGUAACCUUUCCAUCUUUGAUGUUACUUAAUGUUCCUGGAAGCGUCAUAAGUGACCAAAUCUCUGACUUUCAUAUGGAAUCAUCCUUCAGGCUGCAGGUUCAUAUACUCUUCUGUAUCUCAUCUUCAAUGCUGUUCACUUAUUGGAAGUUCCUUUCAUUAGGUCAUGAUUGUAAAGGUUUCAAAUUUAGACUUUCCACUGAAACAGGGCCUGAGAUGUUUUGUACUCUUUUUGACUAUUGCCCCUGCCCUUCUUCGCUUUGUCUAGGCUCUUUCCAGUUCUUGUUGUAGUACCCACCCUGAGCCUGCAUUAACAGACAUUUUAAGUUAAUAUGGAAGGUUAUGAUUAUGACUUAAUAGAUCACAAAGUCCUUAAAGGAUAAUUAUCUCUGAAUAGAUCACAAAGUCCUUAAAGGAUAAUUAUCUCUGAAGAUAUGAUUUCAUAGUGCCAUGGUCUGGGAAGGCUAUGAAAAUUAGGUUUCAUGCAGAUUUUUCUACCAGUGACUAUGUGGAUUUUUGUAUCCAAAAAAAGAUCCUCAAAGGAUAGUUGCAUGGGAUCCUUGAUGAAGCCUUUGAAGUCCUGCAAGUAUGUACGCAAAUAUCUGUACUGAAAAAAGCCCUAUGACCUUCAGGGAUGAAUGUAAUUCAACUAUGUCAUGAAUUGAGCAAGAAGGCAAAGACUUGGACAAGUGCUUGGCCAAUUCUUCAGUGACACCCAAGUAUUAUAUCUGUUUUUCAGUUUUGCAUUUCAAGACUCAUUUAGGAUGAAAAGAUUUCUACCUUUAAAUGUCUAAAGAGUAGGAAUUUCAUGCAGGUAAAAUUGAAGGAUAUUUAGAAAAGUAUCUCUUCCAGCAAAACUUUCUCAGCUCACUUUUUAAUACUGUUGUAUUUUACCUCUAAAGUGUUGAGUACUGUAAUGAGAUGUCAUCUUUAGUUGCAGGAUCAUAAUUAAUCCAGACAUUUACUUCUUUUUAGUGAAAACCUUUAGUCUAUAACCAUAAUUUUCCUUAAAACUUAAUUACUUCUCUGGUCUUCAGAUUAGAAUAGGACUGCGGUUUUAUUUCCAUUUAUCUGUUUUGAUAAGUAAUCUUUUAAGUCUGUGACCUAAUUUUCCUAUGCCUCAUUCUAGCAGAUCAGUAAACCCAAAAUUACAGAAUAGCUUUUGGACUCUAUACCUAAAUGCAUUUCCAUCUGCUGAUUCUAAUGUGAGAAAUUAAUAUUUGUAAGUUGCCACGUAGGGAGUUCAUUGUACUAAUUUCUAAAAGGGAACCUUCCAUGAUUUAUAGAAAUAUAUGUUUGAUUAUUUAUUGAUGUUAGGCUGAUGGACACUCAGUGCCCUCUCAUUAGAUGAUCAUGUGUGCUAACCAGGCUUAUAUCCCUCACAUUUUGUUUAUUAUUAGCCUUUAAAUUGUGCAUAAGCACAAUUUAAAGGCCUUAUAGCUUCAGGAAUAAGGGUCUACUGAAGUGUGCUGGGAGAUUUGUUUGGUCUUUCUGUAUGGUAGAUGAUGAAAUUGUUUUCAUUGCAAUGGCAAUGUCUUGCAGAAAGUGCCAAGGGACAGUCAGUAAUAUAACUAAAUAUUGUUCUCCUACAAAGUUGAAUAUUUUCAAUUAGGCAGUGUUUCGUAUGUAGUAAAAAGGCCCCCCUCUUUUUUUUUAUCUAUUACUGACUGAUUUUAGUCUAAACUCAGUUAUGGACAUAAAAUAAAUAUUUCUUGCUACAAUUUUUCUGGAAAUGUAUGAGCAUCGCUAUGCUUUUGUAUUUUUGUUUUUAGUAACUUGAAAGUUAUAAGAACUUUUUGUCAUAUAUUCCAUCAAAUAUAAAAUUUCUGGUUACAAUCUUUUAUAUAAGUGAAAAUGAUUUGUAAUUAUAUACAUAGAUUUAUAAUUUCUUUGAAUGUUUUAUCAACUUUCAUCUGUUACCAUCCCUCAAUACUUCAAGAAAUAUUAUGAAUCUGAAGAUAUGUGAUCAUAAGAAACAUAUUAUAGUAAUUAUAAAAUGAAUUUUUAUUGCCAUUCUCUUGGUUAAGAGUUUUGUUGUACCCCUCUUUUUGCAUAUAAUUGAAGGACCUCUUAUUGGUUGCAUGUAAAGUAAGGUUAGUAUAUUGAUGUUUAUUGUGUAUAACAUCUUUCACAGAAUUGCAACUUUCCAAAAAUUUAGAUAUAAAAUAAAACUUGGUACGUAUUUGACUCACCAGAGUUCAAAGGCAUUUCACAGAAAUUUUCAUUAUUAUUUUACUAUGUAUGAGAUAAAUCACAGAGUAAUUAAAAUCUGUAGCAACCUCAGAACUGUACAUUAUUAGUAUAUUAAUAUUUUUGUUUGUAAAUUGCAAUUGUAAACUUUUUUGUAAUAGUUUGUUAUUCAGAAAUAUAUGGUUAUAUAUUAGUACACCAAUGGCAUUAAGUAUUUAUAAAAAAAAAAUAUC